CUCUGAAGCCUGCAUAAACACAAAACUAGAUGUGCCAGUCAGCAAAUAUAAAGUAAACUGAAAGCUCUAUAUUGAAAAGCUCUUCGCCAAUGGAGGCUCCCCGACCCACCCCCAGGCAACGCGGAGCAACGGCUGACAGCAUCCCAAUAACACAAUUGAAAGUGAAGACACAGCCAGUCCCUCGCCCACGGCAACACACUACCUCUGGUGGACACCAAGACUCCAUGACUGAUGAAGAGGACAUCUACACAGACAAUUCCCCACUCAGCACCUCCCAACCAACAUCACGGAAAGUGUCAUGGGGCGACAAUGCUAGCCAUGUACAGGGAUAUAAGGGAGUACCACCACAAUCGAUAGGCUUUGCUCCAGCACAUACACAGUCAGUACCUGUGGGGAUGAACAACACACCAUUAAACCGAAGGGAGGAGGAGCUUCGCCGGCGGGAAGAGCGCCUCGAGGAAAAGCGUAGUGAUCAGGAGUUUAUUCUAGCUAACAGGGAGAGGGAGGUACAACUCCGUGAGGACAGCGUGCACAUGAGAGAGAAGGAUAUCAAACACCGCGAGUUUGACCUUAUGAACUCUGACCCUACCCACGAACCCACAGGGGGAAAGCAGGCUGAACUGGUUGAAAGGGAGAUGGCGCUGGAUAACAGGGCGAGAGAUCUGGAGCGGUGGUUAGAGGAACAGAGACAGCGACUGAAUGCCUGGGAGGCUAAACUCAAUCGCAGAGAAGCUGAACUAGAUAGUGUCCGCUCCCCAGGUUACUCUCAGUAUCCUCAACCAUCCCAACAAUACCAGCAGGGAUUUUCUCCACAAGGGGGGCAAUACUACCCCCCCCCACAGAGCUACCCCCCACCUCCUGGUCAGCGGAGGGAGUAUGCAUACACGCAGCCACAGCCAGCACAACCGUCAUAUGAAUAUGCUCCCCAGAUUCCUCCGAGUGUUGCUGCUGUUCCGCUACAAAGCCCCCCUGUACAGCUACCCCCUGCAAUCAUUCCCAUAGCAACCACACAACCACCCCCUGCAAUUGUUCCCAUAGCAACCGCACAACCACCCCCUGUGGCCAUUGUAGCACAACAGAAAGUAUCACUAGACCUAGAGCUAGCCACCAUGCUCCAGAGAGACCUCUCAAUGGGGGCAAAGGCUCAGAUUGAUGAGGAUGCUGAGAUGGCCAGGUUGCUUCAAGAGGAGGAGGACAGAGAACAUCGCAUGAAGGUGGAGAUGGACACACAACUAGCCCUCAUGAUGCAGAGAGAUGAGUUGCCACUUACUGAGGACCUCACAGCUCAGGGAGGUGGUGGUGGGGGGCAGAGCAGCUCAGCACAGGAAGCCAUUCAGAAGAGACUAGAGGAGGAGCUGGCUCACAAGAGAGAGUUGGAGGAGCAGUCUCGACGACUUGCACAGGAGCUGCAGGGACAGGAGGCUGAACCCAUCCCCUCAAGGAACGACCUCAACUCUUAGCUCGAGUACUUCGUUAUAUUAAAGCAGCUACAGCAAUUUAUCAGGCACAUUUUGUACAAGUCAUAACUAUAUAAUUAUAGACCAGUAUAAUUAUGUUUCAUUUGUUAUUUUUUGGUUUCCCUGACGUAAUUAGUUUAAUUUAAAUUACAUUCAUAUGUACGUGUUUAUAUUAUAUUAUAUAUCCCAUCCAUUGACAGACUUUUUUUGUAUGUAUCAAUAUUUUUAUGGUGACGUGAAGAA
This is a messenger RNA of Halichondria panicea, 1700 nucleotides long. Its product is annotated as YLP motif-containing protein 1-like. The record is from RefSeq and is a predicted model, not a curated record. Lineage: Eukaryota; Metazoa; Porifera; Demospongiae; Suberitida; Halichondriidae. Bases 90 to 1460 code for a protein of 456 amino acids. The transcript has 7 exons.